UUUUCAAAAGUGUUUUCACAGACCAAACGAAUAAUGUAAUGAGUUUGUUUUGAAUUUGUGUUUGACAAAGUUAACAAGUGACUUAAGUGUGAAUUAUUUAGUGCUAAAUUUUAUUAUGUUUUGAUUUAACAAAAAAAACACCAUGCCGCUGUAUACAGAUCUUCCGAGUUUCGGGUAUUAUUACAGCGGUAAUAUUUCCCCCUAUUCGAAUCACUCGUCUUUGGGUGGAGGAUAUUCCCGAAAUCCAUACACCUUAAGUUCUUAUAGUGGCUAUUCGCGCGGUUAUUCUCCAUUGCUUUCUACUAUCAGUGAAAGUCGAGUUGGUGGUGUUUCGCGUAUAAAUUCACCUACGAAAAGAUUGCAUAUUUCAACACCGUCUUAUCGCGUUCCAAAACCUAUUCGGAUAAACACUGCAGAUAUUGAUGUAUCUGCUAAUAAAUAUAGACGCGAAAGACCAAUACCUCCGGCCCCUAUACCUGAAUCAUGCAUAGUUUAUGGUGUUAGUCCAACAAAAUCAUCUUCCACGCAGGAUGGACCGUAUAUGCCGCGUGCAGACCCGCACGAGGAUGAUGCUACCAAUAGGUCUACCAUUAAACGAGGGCGCACUGUCGUACGUUUGUCCACAGUGAGAUCACGUGGAUCGGGAUCAUCACAACAUGAUAAAAUUAAUUUGAAACGUGAGUUGGCCAAUGAUGAUGAAUGUAAAAGUGACAAAAGGAUUUGCAAAACACCCGGAGAAAAGUUAAUGGAAAAACAUUUAAUACGAGAUAGAAGUUCAGAUGAGCAGAAUUCUCCUAUUGUUGACGAAAACGAAGAACCUGAAGCUUUUCGAGGAAGGGCCCCAAGUUUUCAUGAUAUUUGUAAAGAUAUAUCAUCUGAUAAACUUUACGAUGAUUUAAAUGCCGGUGAAUUACGUAGAAUAGUUGAUAGACGAAAAUCCGAAGAUAAAACUGCAAUAAGCCCCAUAAUAGAAGUACCCGCAGAGAUCGUAGACGUUUUUAAUGAAGAUGGAACAUUUCGCCGAAGGACAACAUUGAAAAAGUUGCGUAAAUCUACCAAAGCUAUUUUUGUGGAAAUGCCGGAUUCUUCAUUCAUUGAUAACAAAGUUCCGUCAGAUCAAUUUGCAAAUACUGAAAAUAAGCAAAAAGAGCCAAAAUCGCCUAAAUUCACAGCAAGCGUUGAAGUUCAAAACUCUGGGCCAGCUCUCCGUGCUAUAGCUACAGAAGUGCAGGUCGAAUCUACAACUAUCAAACCAAAAAGAAAAUUCUUCUAUAAAAUUGUUGUUGAAGAUGUAAUAGAGUCAAAAAUUGAUUCUAAUAGUAAUAUAGAAUUAAAUGCUGAAGUGAAACUUAAUUCAAAAAUUAUAGCUGAAACGAAAAACAAAGAUUGUAAUGCAAAUACGCUCAUUCUCGAAAAUGUUAUGGAAAGUCCAGAGAAACCACUUUUUUAUAACAAAUCUUUGAAUACCUCGUCGAAAAAUUUACAUAGUCAAUUUAAAGAACCUCAAGCAAGUAAGAAAUUAUCAAAGAAAUUAAGUACACGUUCGAGCAAGUCUGGUAGUACUGCUGAUGAUUCAUACAAUUUUUGGGAUGUAAUCGGCAGCAGAGAAAGCGUUUAUUGUAACGCUAGGCGACAGAGAAUACUGGAAGAACAACGCAACAGAUUUUCUGAAGCAGAGGUCAUUGCUGAAAUUCCUGAUACACCUUCUGUAACGGAUUCUAUAAAAACAAGUGAUUUACUCGAUGUUUCGAAACCUGUGGCAAAUCCUGACCCUGUUAAAAAUUCCAAUGUAGCAAAAUCACUCAAGAAAAUGAAGCCAGCAAAUUUAGAUCUGAAGAUUCAACAAGUAAGUGAAAAAAAUAUUACUAAUGAUUUAAUAAAGUCUAUUGCGUCUCCUAAAAAAGAUAAAGAUGAAAAAACUUCAAUACAUUCUCCUGCUAAAAAGGACGCACCUUCUACUACUAAAAUAGAUGCAGUUACAUCAACUGCGAUAACUACGUCUACUAACUUGUCCGCAGUAAAACAGUCAAACGAAACCUUAUUGCAAAUAAAUAAACAGAAAGAACAAUUGGAAAAUGUUAAGAACAAGACUCCAGAAAUUACACCGCCAGUUACACCAAAAUCUCCAGUCCAACAACAUUUUAAAAAUAAGAUUUCUGAAAGUGUGACUUCAGUUGCACCAAAAUCGCCAACCUUGAAAAAUUUUAAAGAUAAGAUUCCUGAAGAUACUAUUCCAGUUCCACCAAAAUUACCAAUCCAGAAAAAUGUUAAAGAAAAUGUCCCUGAAGUUACAACGCCAGCUGCACCAAAAUUACUCAUUCAUAAAAAAAUGAAAGAUAAUAUUUCUGAGGAUGUUACGCCAGUUAUACCAAAAUCACCAAUGCAAAAGAAUCUUAAAAAUAAGACUCCUGAAGAAACAGCGCCAGUUAAACAAAAUUUUGAGAAGCAGCUAAGCAGCCAAAGCACCAAAAAGGCCGAUGAUUUUGAUUCAGAUAGAAAUAAAAUACCAGCUGUUGAAGAAGAAAACAAAAUUAAUUCAAAUGCACUGUCAGAUACGAAAGUAAUCAAUUUGGCUCCUAAAAAUGAAGAUACCAAAAAAUCGCCAGUAACAAAUGCGAAAAAUGAUGAAGUAUGCAGCCCGAGCAUCAAAAGUACUGAAAUUGUAAAUAAUACAAGCUCAAAACCAGUUGGCAAGAUUAAAGGACCUCCUGACUCCUCCAAACCAGCGGAUGCAAGCCCGGAAAAGAAUGUUUCACCUACUAAACGCAAAACAAAAAAAUACAUUAAAGCCAAGACCUCCGAUUUACGUAAUGCACCUGAUGUUAAGGACGAAUGCGAGUUAACCAAAGUGAUUGAACAAAAUAAUAAUACAAUUAGAAGGCAAAGUAGUGAAAAUGAUGCAUCUUUAUAUGUUAAAAUAGAACCAAAGGAUGGUCAUAAAACAGUUGUUGCCAAACCUAAACAAAAUAACAUAGUAAGUAAUAUUAAUAAUAACAAAUUGACGUCAGCUAAAGUGCUUGAUAAAUCAAAAACCAAAACAGAGAUUAACCAUAAAAUAGUUCCAACUAAAGUAAAUGAUAAAACGGACGAAACAGUGAAUAUUAGUGAAACAGAAUCAAGCGGUCCCGACAAAAUUAAAAAGGCUAAUAAAGUUUCAGUGAAAACUAAAUCUCGCAAAGAAAGUGACUCAAAUGAAACAAAAUUGAAUGUUCAAAGUCUUGACCAAUCCCAAAAUAAUGAAAUAAAAAUCGCAUCGGAUAAAAUAGUUAUUAAAGAAAAACCAUGUCAAGAAAAAUGUACAGAACCAGACUUGCGAAAAGAUACGGAGGUCAAACAACAAUCUCAAAAAUCUAAGAAAUCAUGUAAAUCUACUUCCAAAACAAAAAUAAUUGAAGAAGAUAAAACGAAUAAGAAAAUAGUAUCAAAUGUUAUAUCUAAUGAAGAAACUACAAAUGAGCCUGUUAAAGAAAAAGAAAAUUUACCACAAACUACAGAUAAUGAGAAAAAAUCUUCUAAUUUAUCUGGAAGGCAGUCUCUAAAAUCCUUUACAGAACGAGUGACAGAAAAAGUAAGAAAUCCAUCUCUUCACAGAAUGCCUAAUAUACCAGACGAGCCCAAGCUCAAACCUACGCUAAUAUCAAUGAACACAUCAUCGGAUCUGACAUCAAUAGCAGCUAAUGAGUCUGAUGCACCUCUGAAAAAUAGAUUUAAAUUAAAACCAAAGGAUGAACCAGCAACAAAGCCCUUGAUAGCAACACCGAGACCACUUCAAGCUGUAAUUAGGAAUCGAAAAGCUCAACAAUUGCAUCAAAGCAUCGAUUCCAGCGAUACCUCGGACAGUGAUUGGACCGAUUCAUCCGAAGAAGACUCGGAAGAUGAAUAUUUUGAAUGUGGCAGCCCACUUAAUAACAAUGUGCCAUCCAUGGAUAGUUUGAUAACCACGGAACCUUCAUAUGCCUACGAGCAAUUUCUCAAAACUUCACGCAUAAUACCCCCUGCCACAAAAAUUCCCAGGUUUAGAAAAUAUUGUUUGGAUGACUUCAAUUUUUUGAAAGUUUUAGGAAAAGGUAGCUUUGGAAAGGUUCUAUUAGCAGAAUUAAAAAAUACUGAAUAUUACUACGCUGUAAAAUGUUUGAACAAAAACAUAGUUCUGGAAGACGAUGAUGUCGAAUGCACAUUGAUUGAACGGAAAGUUUUGGCUCUAGGAACUAAACAUCCUUACUUAUGUCAUUUAUUUUGUACAUUCCAAACAGAUUCUCAUUUAUUCUUUGUGAUGGAAUAUUUGAAUGGAGGAGAUUUGAUGUUCCAUAUUCAACACAGUGGACGCUUUCCAGAACCAAGGGCGUCCUUUUAUGCAGCCGAGAUCGUGUCUGGAUUAAGGUUUCUCCAUAAAAAAGGAAUAGUAUAUAGGGACCUAAAGUUGGACAAUAUUCUUCUGGACUUUGAUGGACAUGUACGGAUUGCAGAUUUUGGAAUGUGCAAGCUGCAGAUAUAUUUAGACAAGACCGCAGACACAUUCUGUGGGACUCCGGAUUACAUGGCACCAGAAAUUAUCAAAGGCUUACGCUACAACCAAUCUGUGGACUGGUGGUCAUUUGGAGUCUUACUAUAUGAAAUGUUGAUAGGACAAUCGCCUUUUAGUGGCUGUGAUGAAGACGAACUUUUCUGGUCAAUAUGCAAUGAAAUUCCAUACUAUCCAAGGCAUCUUUCAAAUGAAGCCCUUGAAAUUCUGACAAGGUUUUUAAACAAAGAUGCAGAAUUACGGCUUGGUAGUAAAACUUGUCCUUAUGGGGAUGUUAUGGAUCAGCCAUUUUUCCAAUAUAUUAAUUGGGAUCGACUGGAGAGAAGGCAACUGGAACCACCUUUCAAACCCAGAGUGAUGCACCCAUUAGAUACUCAGUAUUUUGAUAAAGCUUUCACUGGAGAAGUAGCUCGUUUAACUCCUAUUGACGAAGUUGUGAUGAGAGGUAUGGAUCAAGAAAGAUUUCAUGGAUUUAGUUACACAAAUCCCAACGCUACAGACUGAACUAUCUAAUCCCAUACAUAAUUUAAUUGGCCAUAUUGGCUUAUGAGUUAAUAUUUUAUACUUUAUACAUAGGAACAAUUUUUA
Messenger RNA from Ctenocephalides felis (cat flea), 5110 nucleotides. RefSeq names its product serine/threonine-protein kinase STE20-like. NCBI's taxonomy places the organism in Eukaryota, Metazoa, Arthropoda, Insecta, Siphonaptera, Pulicidae. The record is from RefSeq and is a predicted model, not a curated record. Gene Ontology annotation, molecular function: ATP binding; protein serine/threonine kinase activity. The coding region runs from base 143 to 5026 and encodes 1627 amino acids. The transcript has 8 exons. Gene Ontology annotation, biological process: protein phosphorylation.